CAUAAUUUUCGUGAUUUACACAACAUAAAAAAUCGAUGGGCUGCUGCCUUUUGCUGAACGUCACAGCAGGUCAACAGAAUAGUUCAAACAAAUGUCCCCCAACAACACAAAUACAAGCAGGGUAAAUCAUGAAAAACCAUUCCAGAGUCCGGCAGAGCUCAGGAAUGGAGCUACUGAUGGUCUUUCUCUCCUUCUCGGCCCUUGGUACCGUAGUGGCAGACAAAGAAUCCUGUGCCGGCCGGUGCGAUGUGGGCUUCCAGCCGAUGAUGAAAUGCCAGUGUGAUACCGUCUGUGCCUUCUACAGCACCUGCUGCAGGGACUACUACACCGUCUGUGUGAAAACACGUGGAGAUGUCUUUGCCAUUCCUGAGGAAGAUGUUUAUGAUUUUGACACGCAUGACUCCGACUUCCAGACUAACGGCACGGAUGAAGUGUAUUCAGAUAUGAAUCCUAGACUGCAACCAGAUCUGGAACAGGAACCCACCCAUGAACCAGAGCCCACCUAUGAACCACAGCCCACCCAUGAACAGGAACCCACUCAGGAGUGGAGCACAGAACUGGUGCCCACCCACAAUCCUGUGUCUGGCAACGUGUGUCUCAGUGAAAAGCCUUUCGAUGCAUUCACCGACCUCAAGAAUGGAUCGAUCUUUGCUUUCCAGGGACAAUAUUUGUAUGAACUGGAUAAGAAAGGUGUUGUUGCUGGAUAUCCCAAGCAGAUUCUGGAUGUGUGGGGCGUGCAGGGCCCCAUCGAUGCUGCCUUCACUCGAAUAAACUGCGAGGGAAAGACCUACCUGUUCAAGGGCAUGAUGUACUGGCGUUUCAACGAUGGGAUCAUGGAGGACGGCUUUCCCAGGCCAAUCAAGGAUGGCUUCCCAGGAAUUCCGACCCAUCUCGAUGCAGCCCUGGCCAUUGCUGCAUCCGGCAUCCGUGGGAAGGAGCAAGUUUAUUUCUUCAAGGGCAAUCAUUACUGGCAGUAUGUCUUUGAACAUCAGCCCACCCAGGCAGAAUGUGUAGGGAUACCUAUCUUCAUCCCCUUCCAGAGGUACACCUACCUGAUGCCCGACAACUGGGACGACUACCUCUCAAGGCUCUUUAGGUCCAUCUCCAGAGCCCGCACCUCUGGCCCGUUCUCCAUCAGACAACACUGGCACGGGAUCCCUUAUAAAGUGGACUCAGCGAUGAACGGUAAACUUUUCAUGGUGCGCAUGCAGGAGGGGCGUGGCCGGAGGAGAGGCCAGCCCAAGGGUUGGCACAGGACGCACUCGUCCAGCGCGGAGGAUGCCUGCACCCUCGUGCCCAGCCAGAACGUCUACUUCUUUCUCAGAGAUAAAUAUUUCCGUGUCGAUCUUGACUCCAAACGAGUGGCCUUUGCUUGGCCUCGAUAUCCCGAUCCAUCACCAAGUACUGGUUCAAGUGUGAGAACGAGUGAAAGGAAGCCGGCUCAGGACAGGACCAUCACCGGCAGAGACGGGCUGCCCGCCGCCAGUCCCCGAUCCUUCGUGCAAGAGGACAACACCACGGGGAACAUAGAAUGAGGAAAUAAAACCAAAAUAAGCUGC
Messenger RNA from Amblyraja radiata (thorny skate), 1559 nucleotides. Its product is annotated as vitronectin-like. Gene Ontology annotation, biological process: cell-matrix adhesion; immune response; cell adhesion mediated by integrin. The transcript has 8 exons. The record is from RefSeq and is a predicted model, not a curated record. Bases 129 to 1535 code for a protein of 468 amino acids. Lineage: Eukaryota; Metazoa; Chordata; Chondrichthyes; Rajiformes; Rajidae. Gene Ontology annotation, molecular function: integrin binding; polysaccharide binding; scavenger receptor activity.